This is a messenger RNA of Wasmannia auropunctata (little fire ant), 366 nucleotides long. RefSeq names its product putative mediator of RNA polymerase II transcription subunit 21. Lineage: Eukaryota; Metazoa; Arthropoda; Insecta; Hymenoptera; Formicidae. The transcript is spliced from 2 exons. The record is from RefSeq and is a predicted model, not a curated record. The coding region runs from base 1 to 366 and encodes 121 amino acids.
AUGGCGAUGUUGCGGCAACAUGGCCAAAUGUUGCAACGUUUGCAACAACAGCAGCAACAGCCGCAACAACAAUUGCAACAGCAGCCGCCACAGCAGCCGCCACAGCAGCCGCCACCGCAGCCGCCACAGCAGCCGCCACAGCAGCCGCCACAGGAGCUGCAACAAUCGCAGCUGCAACAAUCGCAGUUGCAAUCACAGCAGCAGCAGCCAAAUGUCCGAGUAGGUAAUGAUAAAGACCUAAUCGGGAUGGCCUUAGCAAGGCAUGCUUUAAGAUUGCCCAGUACGAGGUCCUUAAUGGGAUGGUAUAUCGAGUCAAUUUCUAGUCGAGGUAGGACUACAUGUCCUGAUGAGGGCCUGCUUAUAUAA